Molecule: messenger RNA, 968 nt
Organism: Gongylonema pulchrum
Lineage: Eukaryota; Metazoa; Nematoda; Chromadorea; Rhabditida; Gongylonematidae
Source: the annotation of a GenBank genome assembly
GCUCAGGAAGGAAACGAACAUGAAAAAUGGUCGUCAGUGAUUUUCGAAAUUUCGAACAGCAUCGAGUGCGCUGGAGCUGUCAUUUCACUGCUCAAAGCUAAACCCUUCUUAUUGACAAACGCCGUCGUGGCUUCCACGAUCCUUAUUCCUUUGGCGGUUUCGAAGAAAAAAGAUGUUAAUUUAUCGAACGAAUUUGAUUCUCUGGUUGUAAAUGUACUCAAUUUACCAAAUCUGCCCAUUCCGGAGUCUGAUGUUAAUUUAUCGAACGAAUUUGAUUCUCUGGUUGGAAGUGUACUCAAUUUACCAAAUCUGACCAUUCCGGAGUCUGAUGACAUGCAAAGUCGACUGGUGGAGCGUUUUUUGGAUACAUGCCCCGAGAUAUGGCCAUGUAAAAAUGACGAAAGUGCUGAAGGAAGAGCUCAUAUAAUCCUGGAACUGCUAUUCUCAUCGAAAUCGCCUGCUUUACAAUAUAUCAUUACUCUGCUACCGACCAGAUGCUCAUCAGAAACGCUUGGCAAAAUAAUCGACUAUUUGCUCGAAUCCUUCAGAUCAACGUUCAUAAGCACUUCAGUUGUACGGACAGUUAUUAGCGCAUUUCGCGCUUCCAAACUUUCGAAACUUUCGGAUGAACAGUGUGCCGUAUUUGUACAGUACGUGGCGGUCGAAACGGAGGACAAAUCAGAUGAUGUUGUUGUACUCUUCAUGAAAUUUUUGGAGGAAAGCGUCGAAUCUCACCGUUCGUUCAUAAGCACUUCAGUUGUACGGACGGUUAUUAGCGCAUUUCGUGCUUCCAAACUAUCGAAACUUUCGGCUGAGCAGUGUGCCGUAUUUGUACAGUACGUGGCAGUCGAAACGGAGGACAAGUCAGAUGAUGUUGUUGUGCUCUUCAUGAAAUUUUUGGAAGAAAGCGUCGAAUCUCACCGUUCGUUUCUUCAAUUUUUCUGCCUGCUGUAUGCCUUUGCCUAAUC